GCGGAAACUACAGCGUCUCCUUUGCGAAGUGAGUUUUUGCUUUGGUGGCGCGCAACCUUCCCAAGAGCUCGGCUUCGGGUCCAGGCGGCAAAAUGUCCACACCACCUCUAGCUGGAGCAGGAAUGCCUGCUGGCCCAUUUUCAGGAUCUCAAGCUCAGGCUGCACGGGAAGUGAAUACUGCUUCUCUCUGUCGCAUUGGCCAGGAGACUGUGCAGGAUAUUGUAUUUCGCACCAUGGAAAUCUUCCAGCUGCUGAGAAAUAUGCAGCUUCCAAAUGGUGUCACUUACCAUACGGGAACAUAUCAAGACAGACUGGGAAAGCUCCAGGAACAUCUACGUCAGCUCUCCAUUCUUUUUAGAAAACUGAGAUUAGUAUAUGACAAAUGCAAUGAAAACUGUGCAGGACUUGACCCUAUUCCAAUAGAGCAACUUAUUCCUUAUGUUGAAGAGGAUGGCUUCAAACAUGAUGACCGAGGAACAGCCAGCCAGCUCCUUUUUGCUAGUGAAGAGAGAAGAGAAAUCGUGGAAGUGAACAAGAAGCUGAAACAGAAGAAUCAACAGCUGAAGCAAAUCAUGGAUCAAUUACGGAAUCUCAUUUGGGACAUAAAUGCCAUGCUGGCAAUGAGAAACUGAAAUAUGUUUUCUUUCUUUCUCAUUAUGGCAACUGAUUUUAUUUGUUGGGGGUGGGUGGAGAAUUAGUGUUUUCUAAGACAGCUCUCUCUCUCUCUCUCUCUCUCUCUGUUGUAUUAAUCCUUUUAAAAUAGCCAAAUCUGUGUACAGUUAGAUUUAUAUUUAAAAUGCAUAUUUGUAACUUAUCUGUUCUAGUUUUAUUAUGAAUGUUGAGGGUCUUGGAAACUUUAUGAAGUGAGUCCAGUUUAAAUGUAUGUUUUAUUUUUCAGAUCAGCUUGGGCAGUUUGUACUGAAAUAUGGACAAAUGCUCUUCUGCUUUAAAUUGUUUUUCCCCUUGAAAUGCAGCCAAAAAAUAACUGCAUAGAAAGAGACUGUAUCCUUUUUUUUUCCAACUAAAAUUAUCCAUCUUAUUUUAGACCAACAAAAACAACCAAAACUAUUGUGGGCUUUUGUAGUGUUUCAAGAUGGUUGGAAUCUGCUCAUCUAUAAUGUCACUUCAAUGUUGCCUGCUGAAAAGGUCUUAUGACUCAAAUAAAGACCUUUUGGAAAAUCUCAGAAGGGGCUCAGAAGAAGAAAACUAAUUUUCUUCUCAGAGAUGGCUCAGUUGGAGUUUUUUUCAAAACUAUAUUAUUAUUUUUUUGGUUAAUUUCUAGAAAUAAGGAAGAGAUUGCAGCAAAAACAGAGUCUUGUGCAUGUGAAAGGUGAAAAAAUAUGUUAGCUCUAUUCCAGUCUUCACCUGAACACCCUCUAUAGUGCUGUCCCAGUCAGUCCACUCUGCUGAUUUCCAGAGGUGAAUGCCCUUGAAAUUUCUCUUCUGACCUUUGUGCUGAAUAUGCAGAUAUAGGAAUAGAAGAGAUAGGAAUAGAUAGAUAAAACAGAAGAGAGGAAUAGAUAGGAGUGAGAGCCAGCAUGGUGUAGUGGUUUGAGCAUUGGACUAGGACUCUGGAGACCAGGGUUUGAAUCCCAGCUUGGCCAUGUAAACCCACUGGACAACUUUAGGUAACUGACACACUCUUGGCGUCAGAUGAUGGCAAUGGCAAACUCUCUUUGAAAAAACUUGCCACGCAAACCCCAUGAUGUUUGCCUUACUGUCAUCAUAAGUCAGAAGUGACUUGAAGGCACACAACAAUAACAAAGAAAUAGAAGAAUCUAAUCGGGCAUUCUGUAUACAUGUAUUAAUGAAUUGGAUGUGUUCCUGGCCAUCCAUAAUUUAACAGACAAAACAGAGAUAGUAAUAAUAUGGAAAGAAUAGGGGUUGAUUCCUACACAAGAAAGAAGAGCACUUGAACUUGUCUCAGCAAAUGUUUCAUAACUGAAAAUAUGCCCACAUGAAAUGAAACAACCAAGUGAGAGAAGCCUUGCAUAAGUCAGCAAAAGCUUUUUGGGCCUUCUAGACACCACUUGAAGGUUUCUUCCAAAAUGCAUCCAAGCAUGACUUUCUUUCACUAGACUCCAUUUUUCUUAAGAUUUUCAUUUUAGUGGCCAAACCUACAGGUCUAUACUUUUAAAAUAAAACAUGCCAAGGGCUGGCUGUUUAUUACAGCCACACUGCAA
This is a messenger RNA of Sceloporus undulatus (fence lizard), 2183 nucleotides long. It is a transcript of the gene MED30, whose product is annotated as mediator complex subunit 30. Bases 93 to 632 code for a protein of 179 amino acids. The record is from RefSeq and is a predicted model, not a curated record. Gene Ontology annotation, cellular component: mediator complex. Gene Ontology annotation, biological process: positive regulation of DNA-templated transcription. NCBI's taxonomy places the organism in Eukaryota, Metazoa, Chordata, Lepidosauria, Squamata, Phrynosomatidae. Gene Ontology annotation, molecular function: transcription coregulator activity. The transcript has 5 exons.